CCAAGAUAUUAUCUUCUCCCCACCUAGUUGAGGUAGCCUAAACUUUCUCGUUGUACACUGACAUUUUAACCUAAUCAACCUAUUAGAUAGGUUAAAGGCUACAGACAGAGAGCGCCAGUCACCAUCUCUUCUAGGCUUUAAAGGCACACAUCCUUCCACCUGACGUCACAUUAUCAAAGGUACGAAGAGCCUGCCACGUUAUAGCUCGUAUCUAAGGACGUUCCUGAGGGGAGGGUACAGUGAGGUUGCUCUGUCUGCAGUCAUGCACCACAGCGAAGCACAGCAGGACAGCAUGCUCUUCGAGACACACAACGGAAACCGGCUUUUGAAACGUGCCUGAGGAUACAACGCAAACGGAUAACCUGUAGAGACGAACCAUUGUAAAUGGGCAUGGUGCUUUUGGGGACAGGUGCAGGAAUACAGAGUUAAGGAACAAAGCUUUUCUGUGGAAGAAGAUGCUGACAGACAUGAUUGUUGAGGAGGAAUUCGAAAUUAAAGAAGAGGAACCUUGGUUCGACCACACGGAUCUCGAGCAUGAUCUUCAUUUGGCGGCUGAGUUGGGCAAGACCCUCCUUGAUCGUAAUCGGGAGCUGGAGGAUGGCCUUCAGCAGAUGUAUACCACCAACCAGGAGCAGCUGCAAGAGAUAGAGUACCUCUCCAAGCAGGUGGACCUCCUGCGGUCUGUGAAUGAUCAGCAUGCCAAGGUGUAUGAACAGCUGGACAACAUGGCGCGAGACCUGGAGCAGAGCAACCACAGGCUGGUGAUGGACAACCGAGCGGCCCAGCACAAGAGCCAAGGACUCACAGAUACCAUCGAGGGGCUGCAGAAACAGGUGGACGACCUCCAGAGGCAGGUGGUGGACCUAAGUGCAUCCACCGCAGAGAUGAGCGAACUGCAGCGACGGUCCAGCUCCAGGAGCCUGGGCUCAGGGAAAGAGCGUGGAGGUUCCUGGCAGUAUUCCCACAGUGCCUCUGACGACGACGAUGAUGUCUGCUGCAGGGCUGAAGACGACCCUGAGCAAGAGGAAGAGUACGAGACGUUGGUGAACUCGAUGCAGGCGCUGCAGGCCCAGCUGUCGGCAGAACGUUCGCGGCGCGAGGGGGCCGAGCGGGAUGCGGACGCCCUGGCGCGGGAGUGCAGUGAGCUGGAGCUGCGCUUGUCUCUGCUGGAGGGCUGCCGGGCGCGGCUGGCAGAGGCCGAGGCUGAGGCGACCGAGCUGCGGGAGCUGUGGCGCAGCGACGGGGCCCGCAACGGCGCCGCCGGACGGCUCCUGCCCGACACCCUCUUCCUUCUGCCCGGGCCCCUGAGGGAGAGGGGCGAGGGGUGCCUGCGGGGCAUCCAGAACAGGCUGAAGCGAUGCAGUAGCGAGAAGCAGCUGAGGGUGUCCGAGGAGGGGGACGGGGACGGGGAGGAUGAGGGCAUUGUGGAGGUGGAGGGCGGUGGCUGCUGCAGGCAUGAGCGAGCCUGCCUGGGCCGGUCGGAGGUGGUGAAGCAGCGCGGCAUCUCCCUGCUCAACGAGGUGGACGCCCAGUACAGCGCCCUGCAGAUCAAGUACGACACCCUGCUGAGGAGGUGCCAGGGGGGGCCGCAAUUGCCUAGCCACAAUGCUGUGCAGACACCAACCGGCACCAACGCUUCCUCCAGCGCCACAACAAAAACAACAACAACAACCACCACCACCGUCGACGACGCCUCUGCUGUGCUCAGUACCCACUCUGUCGCAGUGGGGGUCGAGGAGGAUGCACAGCUGCCCGAGUACAAGGUGCUCUUCCACGAGAUCUUCAAGUGCAUCCAGAAGUCCAAGGCAGACGUACUGGAGAACAGAGCCAAUGCUGGCCAUGUUGAGUGAGGCAGGUGCUAAGCAGCCAGUGAAGAACAUUCACUGUGUCUUAUCAGACUGAGUGCUUGGCUGAAGUCCUGAGGCAAUUGAGUUGUUCAGAUAUGGUGGGAGCCGCAAGUACAGCAUUUUCUGAACCAGCCAAAAAAAAAAUGAUUUUGAAAAAUGCUCCUAUGCACUUUUAACACCAGUGCCUACUUAUAGACCGCAACUCAGUUAUCCUGCCUUCUCCAAAGUGUUUGAAAUAAACAAACAAACAUACAAACCUCAGCUAUGCUCCCUUUGUAGAAUUGCACUUUUUAAGACUAGUUAGAGCUCAGUAGAAUAGGAGGUCUCGGAUCCAUUGAGCCAUGUACAAGCUAGCAUGUUUAAUUGAAUUUGACUUUUUGCUGUUGUGGAUGCCUUCUGGCGAUGAACAGCUUGUUCAUGGACUCCGUGUUAAAACAUGUGAAUGGAUUGGCUUAGCAAUGUUUCAUAUUUAACCGCAAUCUAUAAGUUUUGAGUCUGUACAGCACCGAGGGGUAGCUUACGGUUUGGUAUUGGGAUUGGUUUUUUCCCCCUAAUGUUUGGCUUUAGGGAUCUGAGACGCUUGUUAGCGUUCACUUAAAUAUUAAUGUUUUGGUGCUCAGCAAGUUCUUAUCAAAGUACACUGGAUCAGAUCUCAGCAAGUUAUAAUCAAAGUACGCUGGAUCAGAUGUCAGGUGAGCUUGAUUAAAGUCUAGUUUAUGGUGGCAAACACACCCUUGUUCUAACAUUGCAGUUGACUUUGGAAGCACGGAGCUGAAGAAUAUUGCCAUAGCCAUCAACUCAGUAGUGGAACUGGAUCUUGACACAUUCAGGAGAUUAUUUAUGUCAUGACACUGUCAUAUUCCAUGAGUUUGUCAAUAUUUAUGUCAAUUCUACUGCUUAUUAAAAUGCUGUAGCAUUACACUGGUUUUCAAUGCACUUAAAGAUUACAGGGUUUUUGUUUGUAUGAGUUUCUGUGUAUAAAUGUUCCCUUGUCCUUCAGAUGCUCCUUCAAAAUUGUGAAUGUAUGUCUAAUUAUAAUGCUUAAUGCACAGGAUGCACAGCUGUUUCUAUGACUUAAAAUAGGUAACUGUUCACAGUAUGAUAUUGUAUGACACUCUAUUGUCUGUCUGAAUGUGUCAGUUAUAUAAUAUAAAAAAAAACUUGUUUCACUGGAA
Clupea harengus (Atlantic herring) is the source of this 3022-nucleotide messenger RNA. RefSeq names its product cerebellar degeneration-related protein 2-like. The record is from RefSeq and is a predicted model, not a curated record. Lineage: Eukaryota; Metazoa; Chordata; Actinopteri; Clupeiformes; Clupeidae.